AUGGGGGAAGGAACCCCACCCCUUCCCACCUCCGCGCCCCACUCCUCUUUCUCCGCGCCGUCAGUCUCUCCAUUUCCCCCUCCCGCUCCCGUCCUCCCUCCCCCCUCUCGUGCUCUCCCUCCCCUCGCUUUCAUCCUCCUAUCCCCACCUCUCCAACCUCCUCUUCCAUCCCCCUCCCCUCUCCUCUCCUCCCAGCUCCCGCCUGCCCCACCCCUAGGAAGCCCCUCCCGUCGGGCAGCGCCGCCUUAUAAGCGGGUUCCCUGCCCGGGGGCGGCAGCGGCUGGUCGGCGGCAGCUCUGCUGGUGCGGGGGCGACGAGCCGAGGACCGAGCGACCGCGGCCGGAGCGCGCCGGCCACCGCCCGCACCGCCCUUCCGCCCGCCCUCCGGACGGCCGCAACCCUGCGGGUCUCCGCUCCAGACCCACCCCCGCCCCACCCCGCGCGCCUCUGCCGCCUCUUGCAGAGACCCAGCUUGCUGAGCGGCCGCCGCUGCCGCUGUCGCCGCUGCCGCCGCCACCGCGCCAGGUUCCGGCCGCGGCCACUCUCCGCCGUCCAGGGCCCCUCCGUCCCGGCCCCGGGACCCCGGCUCCCCGCCAGCUCCGGCCCCGGCCCCGGCACCAUGUCAGAGAAGAGCGUGGAGGCAGCGGCCGAGUUGAGCGCCAAGGACCUGAAGGAGAAGAAAGAGAAGGUGGAGGAGAAGGCAAGCCGGAAAGAACGAAAGAAAGAAGUGGUGGAGGAGGAGGAGAACGGAGCUGA
Messenger RNA from Choloepus didactylus (southern two-toed sloth), 756 nucleotides. Its product is annotated as basic proline-rich protein-like. The record is from RefSeq and is a predicted model, not a curated record. The coding region runs from base 1 to 756 and encodes 251 amino acids. NCBI's taxonomy places the organism in Eukaryota, Metazoa, Chordata, Mammalia, Pilosa, Megalonychidae. The transcript is spliced from 4 exons.